Molecule: messenger RNA, 3907 nt
Organism: Cyprinus carpio (common carp)
Lineage: Eukaryota; Metazoa; Chordata; Actinopteri; Cypriniformes; Cyprinidae
Gene: mbnl3
Product: muscleblind-like splicing regulator 3
Molecular function (GO): metal ion binding
Source: RefSeq, a predicted model, not a curated record
UUGUCUAAACAUUUACAUAGGUGCAGUACUGUACGAUAUUGAUUGAAUGCAUUUAAAUCCACCCUUGCUAAAGCCUUCACGUCAAAUAUUUCUCAUCAUAGGUGUCCUCAUCCAUAAGGCGCAGUUUGCGCUGAGGUCGAGUGGGAAUCCCCCUAAAAUGGAAGCAAUACAUGGGAAUGCACGUAGUGCCGUGCACACUUUCGCUCUACUCCUCCCUUCUGCCCUCCCUCGUCUCGUCUUCUGCCUAGCAGCAGCUAGCAAGUUCGCUUCACGCUUCCCCAUCGCUCGCUUCGUCGUUCAAUUCGAAACACCCCGCAGCCGCUGGUCAUUGUCCGACGCUUAAAGCAGGAAACUGCGCGAUCGAAAGCUCUCGGUUCAACGUGGGAACUUUUGCAACCAAAGCGCGCGCCUCACAUCAGCCAGUGAUCGUGACGUAGUUAUUGACAAAUCUUCAUUUCGCUUUGCGCUGCAUUUGAUGUCACCCGAGCUCUAGUCGCGCGCUGUCUGCACAGGUCUCCUGCCGCAAAGGACUCUCUUAGAAGUGCGCGAGGACACAACACAGUGCGAUGAAAGGGACGCAGGGAGAGCAGGAGGGAUGAGAAAGCGAUUCAAGUGAAAGAAGACUAACAUCACCAUAAAGUGCCUCAUCUGGAUGCUGCGGAAGCCCUUCUCUGUGUCCACACUCCCAUCCUGGCUGGUCUGCGCUUCGGAGCGCUCUCUUCCCCGCUGACUUGAGCGUGUGUGUGUGUGCUUGGCCUUGGCUCGGGCUAUAUUUCACCGUGACAGUCAAUCAACCCAUUUGCCUGUUCCUCGAUUCCAGCUCCGCCUGCUCGCCAUUUCACCUUUUAAUACAAGGACGCCUGUCGAUUAGUUUCCCUUUUGGGUUCUCAAAGUGUCUCUCUCUUCACUUCUGUGGUCUCUCCAUCCCUUGCGACUCAGACAUGCGAGUAUCUUUAGGGACUGCUGCGCCUAUGGCAACAGGGCAGGGGGUUUCGGAAGCCUAAAUUUAGAGAAAGUCCAUUUUACACCAAUGCAAGAGGGCUAUUUUAAACCCAGAGCUCUGGAGGGUGAGUCUAGACAGUGGGGCGACCACUGCAGACAAAUACAAAGUGCCGCUUUACUCUACUUUUAAUGCCUUGUUUUCCUGGACGCCAGCCGAAGAUGCACCGCAGCAUGUCACAUUGACCUACUCCACCUCAUCACACUUGACUCAUCGCCCUCCCUACCUGACUUUAAACAGAUCUCAUAUUCUCGUCAUACUUCCUCACUGGCUGAUCAACAGACUAUGCCCCCUUCCUGUUCAUAAGAUUUUUCAUAAGGUUUUCAUUUCUAGACUGGUAGUCUGAGGAUCUCCUUGCCACUGUGCUCAUUUUUUGCAGCCUUUGUGCUUCAUCACGCCUGGCUGCCCCACCCCAGCCCUCCGCUCACCCGCCGCUCGCCGAGGGACUGCCAUGGCCGUCAAUGUGACCAUGGGUCGCGACACCAAGUGGCUGACGCUGGAGGUGUGCAGAGAGUUCCAGCGAGGAACCUGCUCGCGUUCGGACACUGAAUGCAAGUUCGCUCACCCCUCUCGCACCUGCCACGUGGAGAACGGCCGCGUCAUCGCCUGUUUCGACUCUCUCAAGGGACGCUGUACACGUGAUAACUGUAAGUACCUGCAUCCUCCGCCUCAUCUCAAGACCCAGCUGGAGAUAAACGGCAGGAACAACCUGAUCCAGCAGAAGACCGCAGCCGCCAUGCUGGCCCAGCAGAUGCAGUUCAUGCUGCCUGGAGCUCAGCUGCAGCCCAUAACAUCAUUCCCAGUAACGCCUUCCUUGGCCAACAGUCCGAGCAUGGCUUUCAGCCCAUACCUGAGCCACAUGAGCCCGGGCAUCAGUCUCAUGCCCGAACUUCUGCCCAGCGCCCCCGUGCUGGUCCCGGGGAGCCCCACCGGCAUCGCCAUGGGCAACGGAAAUUCAACACAGAAACAUGUUCGCACAGACAAGCUUGAGGUGUGUCGAGAAUUCCAGCGGGGAAACUGCACACGCGGGGAGAACGACUGCCGCUAUGCCCACCCGAUGGAAGCCGCCAUGGUGGAUGGCAGCGAGAACUCCGUCAUUGUUUGCAUGGAUUACAUCAAGGGCCGAUGCACCCGUGACAAAUGCAAGUACUUUCACCCCCCGGCUCACUUACAGGCCCGGAUAAAGGCGGCGCAGCACCAAGCCAGCCAGAAUGCUGCUGCCAUGGCUCUGCCACCAGGAGCCAUGCAACAGCUACCAAAGAGACCGACCCUGGAGAAGACUAACGGCGCGGCUGCCGUCUUCAACCCCAGCAUGUUCCACUACCAGCAGGCAUUGGCCAGCAUGCAGCUGCAGCAGCCAGCGUUCAUUCCCACAGGCUCCGUAUUCUGCAUGGCUCCAUCUGGAGGCAUUGUUCCCAUGAUGCACGGUGCCACCACUUCCACUGUUUCGUCGGGUACUACGACAGUAGUCAAUGUUCCUUUUGCUGAAUCAGCCACCUCCAACCAGACGCCGCCGAGGUACUGAGCGCCGACCCCAUCGACCUCCAGUGCGUUCCCAUAGAGGCCCAUUUCUGUCCCGUUCCUAAACUCCUGGUGGCUGCACCAAUGCCGCUGAAUCCAGUAAGCCUCUCCCACAAUCCCACAACCUAAUCAGGCCCAUCUCUCAUGCAACAUGUGCCCCAACAACAGAAAAAUGAAUGCAACAAAACGUGUGCCUAAUCAGUACGUCCUUAACGGGCAAUACAUUCAUCUUCAUAUCAGAGAUUCCCACUUCAUUUGACGUCAACAGAGGUUUGUUGAUAUUGAAACAGGCAAUACUUAAGCUUGGACCUACAACUGUUUAAGGAAGCAUGCCAACUCGAUGCAAGGAGACGUAAGGAGCGUGCGGAUGCUGAAUCAGAAGACAGAGCGCUCUCGUAACUCACAGCCAUAUGAAUACAUGCAAACCAAUUAGCUGAGAAGAAUGAAUUCUCUGGAGAUGAACAUUAGAUCCGACUUAUCUAAUGUACGGUAAGAGGUGGAGUCGUUGCAGAUCAUCAGCAGACAGAAUGUGAAAACCCAGAGUGUGUGAGAGCGGCACCUAAUGCUAAUGAUAUUUUACAUAGUUGUGGUGGUGGUAAUUUCUUUCACAUUUAAUUACGAUUAAUGAACGUGGCACGUUUUAUUUCAUGUUUACAUUUCAAAAUGUGGAAAAAAAGGUUAUUUAAAAAUUAUUUGUAAGAUAAUCUGAUAAUGAUACUGAUUUAGGUUUUUUGUUAAGAGGUUUUCAAAAUGUCGUUGUUCGUGCCUUUGAGUUACAAGUUUGUGGACGUCUUUUUCCCCCAGUUAUUCUGUACUCAACUGACUCACAUUUUAUCAUAGACUCAGAGAGUAUACCUGUGUAGCCUUUCAGAAUCAAUGUGUCGUUCCUUCGUCUACUUAGGGAUGUGUGUUGUUGUGAGGUUUUCUUGAAAGAGUAUUAUUUAUUUAAUGACUGUCCAACAGGCUAAAACUGGUCUACUGAGAUAAGUGUUACUGUUCAUGCCUGAAGUAUCUCACUUCACAUUUCAAGCUCCACAUCGAGACGGUCAAACAGAAGAUUGGUUCACGUACUCAUACCUCCGUUUUAAAAAUAGAACUGCCUUAAGCAGACUAAAUAUGAGCACUUCCUGUUGCACAGUGUGAUGCACACUGAAAUGUAAGGUCUGAUUGCAGGCCUUCUGUAUGUAUAAGAAGAUUUUACCUGGACUUUAUUUUUAUUCCAUCUGGUCUUCAUUCUUUAAUGUUUUCUUGCAUAUAUUCCUUAACUAUCGCCGAAUGUCCUGGAUAUUCAAAUGCUUUAAAAAAAAUAGUCAUGUUUAUUUGCUUUUUAGAUUAUUAGCAUAUAACAUUUCUUUGAUUACUGGUGAAUUUCAUGAGAACAGUCAC